AUGACGCUGUAUCUUGGCCCGAAGCCUCGGUCUCCUACAAUCGUCCUCCAUCCUCUGCUUUCCGCGGCCUCCAGCCCUCGAGGAGGGGCGCGACACCCCCGCGCCCCCGGCCUCCGCGGGCCGCUGGCCUCCGCGCUGAGCCCUGCGCUGAGCCCCGCGCUCCGGCGCUGCCCGGCCGGCCCUCCUCCCGUCCUGGGCUCAGCCCCAGCCCGCGAACCCGCCGCCGUCGGAGGGCUGUCCCGGCUCGCGGGUGACGCUGUGUUCUCCCACCCGCAGGGCCGCGUCCGCACCAAAACCGUGCAGAAGGCGGCCCAGGUCAUCAUUGAGAAGUACUACAGGCGCCUGGGCAACGACUUCCACACCAACAAGCGCGUGUGCGAGGAGAUCGCCAUCAUCUCCAGCAAGAAGCUCCGCAACAAGAUCGCAGGCUAUGUCACACACCUGAUGAAGCGGAUUCAGAGGGGCCCGGUGCGAGGCAUCUCCAUCAAGCUGCAGGUGGAGGAGAGAGAAAGGAGGGAUAAUUACGUGCCCGAGGUCUCAGCCCUGGAUCAGGGGAUCAUUGAAGUAGACCCUGGCACUAAGGAAAUGUUGAAACUCUUGGACUUUGGCAGUCUGUCCAACCUGCAGGUCACUCAGCCUACAGUCGGGAUGAAUUUCAAAACACCACGUGGAGCCGUUUGGUCGUAUCUGGAUUUUUGA
Molecule: messenger RNA, 699 nt
Organism: Zalophus californianus (California sea lion)
Lineage: Eukaryota; Metazoa; Chordata; Mammalia; Carnivora; Otariidae
Product: 40S ribosomal protein S17-like
Exons: 2
Coding region: 1-699 (232 amino acids)
Biological process (GO): translation
Cellular component (GO): ribosome
Molecular function (GO): structural constituent of ribosome
Source: RefSeq, a predicted model, not a curated record